Molecule: messenger RNA, 2523 nt
Organism: Miscanthus lutarioriparius
Lineage: Eukaryota; Viridiplantae; Streptophyta; Magnoliopsida; Poales; Poaceae
Source: the annotation of a GenBank genome assembly
AUGGCCAGAAGUAGGCCACAGGGCCCCGUGGAAAUAAUGGUCCACUGCAUGCCCGUCACCAGUUCACCACACGGUCCAACUUAUCCCCUAGUCCAAGGGUUUGGCUCAGCUCCACAUGUCAGCCAGCCAGACCACAUCCCCAAGCCUCCCCUUUCCCGAGCUCCCUCCCACUCCCACCCAUUCCUCGCCGGCCGAGAACCCCCUCCUCCGCGGCGACCAUCCACCAAGGCGGCGCCGGCGCCGGCGCCGCCGACGUCGACGCACCGAGAUUCAAUGUCCGCUGCCGCAUCCUCCGCGCUGCGCCCGGCGCCGAAGUGGGGCGGCGCGCCGUCGCACCGCCGGCUCGUGGAGGAGCACCUGGCCUCGCUCCCGCACGGCCUCCCACGCCUCCGCCACGUGCAGGAGCUCCACGCGCAGCUCCUCAAGCAGGGGCUCCACCGGGACCCGCGCGCCGCGUCCAAGCUCAUCUCCUCCUACGCGCUCCUCCGCCGGGUCCCCGCCUGCCGCUGCGUCUUCUCCGCCGCCGCGGCGCUCCCGAGCAGCCCGUUCGCCCCCAACACCGCCUUGCUCACCAAGACGCUACUCCGCGCCUACGCGCUCAACUCCCUUCCCCACGCCGCGCUCGCCGUGUUCGUCGACAUGCCGUUGCGGCAGCGGGACACGUUCACCUACUCCUUCCUCAUCAAGGCGCUCGCCACUGCGGGCCUCACGCCCGUCCGCGCGGCGCACGCGCACGUCGUCAAGCUCGGGUCCGUCGAGGAUACCUUCGUUGGAAAUGCGCUGAUCGACGCCUACUCCAAGAACGAUGGGCUCUCGGACGCGAAGAAGGUGUUCGACGAAAUGACGACACGGGACGUUGUGUCCUGGAACACGGCCAUGGCCGCAAUGGUGCGGCAAGGGGAGGUGGACGCAGCAAGGAGCAUGUUUGACGAGAUGCCCGAGAAGGACACGGUGAGCUGGAACACGAUGCUGGAUGGCUAUGCCAAAGCUGGGGAGGCGGAGGAGGCCUUCGAGCUGUUCCAGCGCAUGCCGGGGAGGAAUGUGGUGUCCUGGUCGACUGUGGUGUCAGCCUAUUGUAAGAAGGGCGACAUGGAGAUGGCGCGGGUUAUAUUCGAUAAGAUGCCGGCCAAGAACUUGGUGACAUGGACCAUAAUGGUCUCAGCGUGCGCUCAGAAGGGGCUUGUGGAGGAAGCAGGCAGGUUGUUUACUGAGAUGAAGGAGGCUGCCAUUGAACUUGACGUAGUUGCAGUUGUGAGUAUCCUGGCUGCAUGCGCUGAGUCUGGCUUCCUUGCCCUUGGGAAGAGGAUUCACCGGCAUGUGCGCCAGAGGAAGCUGGGAAGAUCAACCCUUGUAUGCAAUGCCCUGAUGGACAUGUUCUGCAAGUGUGGAUGUGUUAACCGAGCUGACUACAUCUUCGACACUGAGAUAGUCGAAAAGGAUUCAGUGUCAUGGAACAUUAUAAUUGGAGGGUUUGCAAUGCAUGGGCAUGGUGAAAAGGCGCUGGACCUCUUCGCACAAAUGAAGCAGCAAGGCUUUCACCCUGAUGCUGUGACGCUCAUCAAUGUUCUCAGCGCUUGCACGCACAUGGGGCUUGUGGAAGAAGGAAGGAGGUUCUUUGCCAACAUGGAGAGAGACUAUGGCAUUAAGCCUGAGAUGGAGCAUUAUGGUUGUAUGGUCGAUCUUCUUGGCCGUGGAGGGCUCAUUAAGGAGGCUGUCGACAUGAUCAAAAGCAUGCCUUGGGAGCCUAAUGAGGUCAUAUGGGGGUGCUUGCUCAGUGCAUGCCGACUGCACAAGAACGUGGAGUAUGCAGAACUGGCAGUGAACGAGCUGAGCAACUUGCAGCCCUCAAAUGCAGGGAACUACGCUGUCUUGUCGAACAUCUAUGCAGAGGCUGGGAAGUGGAGCGAUAUGGCGAAGGCAAGGGUGCAGAUGAAAGGAACAGGGUCUCAGAAAACAGCUGGCUCAAGCUGGAUAGAACUUGAUGAGGCAUUCCACGAGUUCACAGUUGGGGACAGAAAGCACCCAGAGUCUGACCAGAUAUCUGAUAUGAUUGAUAGGCUGAGUUCGCAUGUUAAGUUUGCUGGCUGUGUUCCGGUUGGCCAUGAACUGCUUGUUCAGUCGUUUGCUUUUAAACCAAACGCUAUGAUGGAGAGCAUGGAUAAGGAAUUGAGACCAUCAAGGUUAUCAGAGCAGCUAAACAAACACUAUGCUGCAAUUGCUAUUCCUCAAGGCCUUUAUUGCCUUUUGUUGCGUUUAACUGAUGAAUACUCCUCAAAAGCGUUUGCAAGGGAACAACUACCACCCCCUGAGUUGGUGCCUUGUCUUAUGGACAACUCCUAUUGCUAUUUUGUUUUAGCAUCAGAUAACAUCCUUGCGGCCUCAGUUGUGAUCAGAUCAACAGUUAGAUCAUCUCUGAAGCCUGAGAAGAUAGUCUCCCUUGUUAUUACUGACAAAAAGUGGCAUCUUGUCAUGAACCUGUCCGCAGCGCAUCCUGUGAAGCCAGCUUUCAGGGCCUUCUCUUGA